Meloidogyne enterolobii is the source of this 801-nucleotide messenger RNA. NCBI's taxonomy places the organism in Eukaryota, Metazoa, Nematoda, Chromadorea, Rhabditida, Meloidogynidae. The record is from the annotation of a GenBank genome assembly.
AAUGGGUACAAGAGAAAGACGUUCAGGAUUAUUUGGACAUGCAAAAUAUUCAGACACAAUUAUUCGAAAUAUUCCAGAAUCUGUUCGGAAAGCUGUAAGGGAAGAUAUUGCUGCAAUUGUUGAUCCUUUAUUGGCAAAUACUAGAGCUAUUCCUGGACGAAAACGUUCUCACCGCGAUUUGACUAAUGGGGAGAAGGCGCAGCCUCAUCAAAAUGAGGCUCAAAACUAUCAAAAGUUGAGAGAAGAUAUCGUUGCGGUGAUAGAUCCGAUGAUGGCAAAUAAUACUCUUUCAACUCCUACAAUGAAAAGGCCGCACUUGGAGAAUGGAAAUAAUUUCAAUCAACAACAAAAUCACAACUUUGCCACCGCUAAAAAUUUGAAUCUCAAAAAAAUUGCCGCAAAAAUUCAAGAUUCUCAUCCUACAAUAACUCUUCGUUCAGAUGAGCCUAGAACACUUUCUGAUGCAACUUUUUCUCUUGUUAAGAAUGCGCUGUCGAGUCCAUUUCGUACACUUUCUGAUCAAACAAUGCAUUUGGGAGAGACAAAAAAUGAGGACAAGGACAAAACUUUGCAAGAUAGUUUUCAAUAUUUGGAGGAAUCGCCGACAGCAGAUAUGGAGGUUUUCUUUGGAUUAUUAGGAGGGUAUUGAAAUGUCAAAACAUUGAAAUGCCAAACCCCUUAAGGCUUGGGAAUAUAAACCUGUCGAAAUGACACUGAAAUGCCAAACUUCCCCAAAAAGCUGCCGAAAAUGCCAACAUUUUGCUUCAAAAACGACGAGCAGAGCUUAUAAGUCGUACCAAA